ACAAGCCCUCUCUUCCCCCCAGAUCAAACCACACGCUGCACAACAUGUCUUCAAACGGCAAUGGCGGUGCUCCUCCUGUAGGACAGGAGAACAUCAACACGGAUAUUGUCACCCUCACCCGCUUCCUCACCGAGGAGCAGGUCAAGGUUCCAGAAGCCACCGGCGACUUCACACUACUCUGCCACGCUCUUCAAUUUGCUUUCAAGUCUAUUGCCUACUACAUUCGUCGCGCUUCCUUGAUUAACCUGACUGGUUUGGCUGGUUCAUCAAACACGACUGGCGACGAUCAGAAGAAGCUUGACGUCAUCGGCAAUGACAUAUUCAUUUCCGCCAUGAAGGGCUCCGGCAAGUGCCGUAUCCUUGUUUCCGAGGAGGAGGAAGAGGCUAUCAUCUUCGACGAGCACCCCAAUGCCCGCUAUGCCGUGGUCUGCGACCCUAUUGACGGUUCCUCCAACCUUGACGCUGGCGUUUCGGUUGGUACCAUCUUCGGAAUCUUCAAGCUUCCCGAUGAGGUCCUCGGUCCCAACAACAAGGUCACUGCUCAGGACCUCCUUCGCCCCGGCACGGAGAUGGUUGCCUCUGGCUUCACCAUGUACGGUGCCUCCGCACAGCUGGUGAUCACCAUGCGCAACGGCGGUGUCAAUGGCUUCACCAUGGAGAACUCCCUGGGUGAAUUCAUCCUGACACACCCCAACAUGCAGCUUCCCGCCAAGCGGGCCAUCUACUCGGUCAACGAGGGUAACAGCAUGUACUGGGAUGACUGGGUGAACAAGUACCUCCACUCGCUGAAGUACCCCAGUGACGGCCAGAAGCCUUACAGCGCGCGUUAUAUUGGUAGCAUGGUGGCCGAUGCCUACCGGACUCUCCUCUACGGUGGUGUGUUCGCCUACCCGGCUGAUUCCAAGAGCCGCAAGGGCAAGCUUCGUAUCCUCUACGAGUGUGCCCCCAUGGCUAUGCUUUUCGAGAACGCAGGUGGUCUGGCAGUGAACUCCCAGAUGGAGCGUCUUCUGGAGGUGGUUCCGGAACACAUUCACGACCGGAGCGGUGUGUUCCUGGGCUCAAAGGACGAGGUACAGAAGAUUAUCGACACAUACAACCAGCACCACAAAUGAGUUCAUGGCACAAAGGAACAGCACUAGGGUGGAGUUUAAUGGUUUCAUGUUACUUAAUGCGAGCCAGUCAGUGCGUACAGCAGGUACCCGGUGACACCUUUGCACUGGCAUGUGAUUUAUGAUCCACAAACAUUUACAUAUUUAAAUCAAAAUACAAAUAAAAAUUCUAUAAUUA
This is a messenger RNA of Aspergillus vadensis CBS 113365, 1287 nucleotides long. It is a transcript of the gene fbp1, whose product is annotated as fructose 1,6-bisphosphate 1-phosphatase. The transcript is spliced from 2 exons. Bases 45 to 1112 code for a protein of 355 amino acids. Gene Ontology annotation, biological process: fructose 1,6-bisphosphate metabolic process; sucrose biosynthetic process; gluconeogenesis. Gene Ontology annotation, molecular function: fructose 1,6-bisphosphate 1-phosphatase activity. Gene Ontology annotation, cellular component: cytosol; cytoplasm. NCBI's taxonomy places the organism in Eukaryota, Fungi, Ascomycota, Eurotiomycetes, Eurotiales, Aspergillaceae. The record is from RefSeq and is a predicted model, not a curated record.